Messenger RNA from Gossypium raimondii (Peruvian cotton), 1718 nucleotides. RefSeq names its product PLASMODESMATA CALLOSE-BINDING PROTEIN 5-like. The transcript is spliced from 7 exons. The coding region runs from base 1025 to 1552 and encodes 175 amino acids. Lineage: Eukaryota; Viridiplantae; Streptophyta; Magnoliopsida; Malvales; Malvaceae. The record is from RefSeq and is a predicted model, not a curated record.
CCUCUUCCAUCGAUUCCCCCCUUCCACCGUGCCCUCCUCCCAUUUCCCAUUCCCAUUUCCCCUAUUCCACCGUGCCCUCCUCCCAUUUCCCAUUCCCAUUUUCCCUCUUCCAUCGAUUCCCCUCCUCCCAUUUCCCAUUCCCAUUCCCAUUUCCCAUUCCCAUUUACGGUUGCUUCUUCAAAUUGAGGCAGUAGGAUUGUUGACUGUUGAGUUUCUGGUUUUGCUCUGGAUCAGGUGUCUUAGGUAGCUUUGUUGUGGAGUGGGAAUCGAGUAAAGAAGGUUGCACAAUGCAUGUCUCUCCUGAUCAACUUUGGCCUCAUACCAAGAUCAUAUGGAGAUUUCUUUGUUAAAAGCACUUCUCGGUAACAUUUCCUCAUUUUUAAAUUUGUGUUCUUUUGAGAACAUUAACUCAGAACCAGUUCAGAAGUUUUACUAGAGAGCAGAAGAGAUACUAAAGUUGUUGAAGCCAAUUCUUAGCGCAGUUAUUGAUUCAGAAAUUACUUCUGAUAAAGUGCUUGGUAAGGCAUUUGAAGGAUUGCGUCUCUCUAAAGAAGAAUUGAGAGAGCAAUUCGAGAGCUGGCAACCCCUUUUGAGUAAAGUUUACUUUGUAUUUUCAGCUUUUGGAUUUGUGCAUAAGAUUAUUACCUUUGAGAAGACAGUUGGAUUUCAGUCAGGGAUAUAUAAAUUGAACGGGGACUGAUGCUAUUGAAGUAGGGGAGACUCCAAUUGACUCCUAUCCUAGUUCCUUUGAGAAUGGCGAAAGGUAACAGCAACCGCUAGCUGAGAAACGACAAGGCGCGGAAGGGUUCCUCCUGCCUUAAAAACUUUACUCUUUUCGUAUCCCCAGCCCAGAUCUUUCCUCUCUGCUUUGCCUUUGCCUUUUGUUUUUAGAUCUCCCAACUACUUAUACCCUUAAAGUGUCCCAACGGUCGCUUUUCCAUCGAUCUUCCCACACUUUCCCUUUUUAAUUAGUAUUCAAUCCCCCGCACAUUCCAAAUCAUCAACCGCCUCUCUCCCUCCUGCCAUGUCCCAAAAUCACUUCCUUCCUCUCUUUCUCUAUCUCAUUUUCGUGUCGCUGCCGCGUUCUUUGGCCCAGCAUGGCGGCGAAACGGUGGUCACGGAGCUUUGGUGUGUCGCAAAGAACAACGCCGACGACGCGGCGCUUCAGGGAGCGCUGGACUGGGCUUGCGGUCCUGGCGGAACGGACUGCAGCCGGAUCCAGCAAGGCGGACCCUGUUACGACCCCUCCGAUGUCCAGAAAACGGCGUCUUAUGCCUUCAAUGACUACUACUUGAAGCACGGCAUGACUGACGAUGCUUGCUCCUUCUCCAACAAUGCCGCUCUCACUUCUUUAGACCCUAGCUAUGGAAAUUGCAAGUUUCCUUCCAGCAAGACAGUGAACAAUGCAAGCAUUUCUCAGUCGACAGGAACACUGGGGAUGGGACCAGAUACUGCAGAUCUGAGUGCUUCUCAUCGCAGUGCUCACUCCUGGCUAAGGCAACCGCUGAUUGUUGCUUCUUUCUUUCUUAGUAUUGUAAGGAUCCUCUCAUAAGAUUAGAUCGAAUCGCAAGUUUUAGUCGAAUUUUUUCCUUUCUGAAGCAGAAAAGGCAAAUGCUUUUUCGAAGGCAAGAUGUGUUUAUUUGAACUUUUGAGUUGGAUUGCAUAUAUAUGUUUAAUUUCGUCGACUUAUUAAUGCAUCUUUCUGCAAGUGUUUUCCA